Xiphophorus maculatus (southern platyfish) is the source of this 2350-nucleotide messenger RNA. RefSeq lists its product as uncharacterized. Lineage: Eukaryota; Metazoa; Chordata; Actinopteri; Cyprinodontiformes; Poeciliidae. The record is from RefSeq and is a predicted model, not a curated record. Gene Ontology annotation, cellular component: plasma membrane. The transcript is spliced from 9 exons. Gene Ontology annotation, molecular function: protein binding. The coding region runs from base 52 to 2205 and encodes 717 amino acids.
CGCUUCUUUCCAGAGUCAAACGGAGAUCAGCGUUCGAUCCAUCUGCUCAAAAUGAAAGGCGUAGUCGCGCUCGCCGUGUUGUUGGGAAGUGUUCGUCUCGGCCGUCCCUGUGUAAAAGGGGAGUCAGUUUUGUUCUGCCUUGACGCUCUAACAAAUUUCAUCCCUAACUGUACAACCAUGCUUGUGGGUUUAAAGAAUGUUGGAGAAAUCAACUCCACGGUUCUGCAAAGCGUGAACCUCUCCUCCAUCACCAAGUUCGAAAGCCAAAACUCGGGUAUCACAGGAAUCGCUGAGAAUGCCCUCAGCUCUUUUUCACAUCUGAAAAUUCUCAUUUUAGAUGGUAACAGUUUGUCCAGCGUUAACCAGAACUGGUUCACAAACCCUGCUACUAUCACUGAGCUAGAUUUCUCUUCCAACCUGAUUAAAUAUUUGAACGAGUCGAAUCUGACAGGGCUCUCAAACCUCAAGAAGCUCAGUCUGAGAGGGAACAAGAUCCACACCAUCCAUCCAGAUGCCUUCAGGUCCCAGAGGAAGUUGACUGAUCUGGAUUUGUCAGACAACCAGUUGACGAGGCUUUCCCCGCAGAUCUUCAUGUCUCUAAAGUCUCUAACGUCCGUCAGACUUUACGGGAAUCCCUGGAACUGCUCUUGUGAUGCCCAGGUCUUUGUUGACUCUCUGAAAGAACUGAAUACAUCUGUGCUGGUGAAUCCGAUGAGUGUGAAAUGUAAGACUCCUCCACAUCUGGAAGGUCGACCAGUUUUCAACGUGUCUGUGUGUUCGACUGCUACACCACCAUUGAGGAGUUCAGCAACUCCAACCAGUAAAACUCAAACAACUCGCUCACAGCAAACAUCUGGAAAGACAGACACAUCUUUCAGUACCAAAUCUACUAUCCAAACUCGAACAACUUCUGCUCACAUGGCAACACUUUCCUCUUCAGAGACUACUGAGAGAACAAAACCACCUGGUGCCACAGCGUCAUCUUCAUCCCCUGGACAUUAUGUGACGACAUUAUCAUCAGUCGUCAGACCUGUAACUACACCUUCACGAGCUGUAGGUUCAUCCACAACCUCAAACACAAAGAUCUGCACUCUGAUUGCUGUUAUUGUGGUCCUAUGCGUACUGCUGCUUUUUGCCUGUUUCAUGGCACUGAUGCAUAGGAGGAAUCGCAGAAACAAAGCUGUGAGGCCUGGAUGUCCAACAGAAGAAGAAAAGCGGGAAGGAGACGGCGUGUCGAGUCGGGAUCUGUCUGGAUGUCUGGAAGAGGCUCGGAGAAAAUCCUUCACUGGCAUCAGAGCAAAGUCUGCAAACGCAAUCAUCCUCUCAUCUCCUUUCUGUGUGUCUGAGAAAGACAAAGUCACUUCUGAAAACUCUGAAAAAGAGAACCUGGGAGCUGAAAUGGGAGAAGUUCAUCCAGAAACGUUCACUACCAUGGACUCGAUGGAGGAGUGUGUGAUGCAGGAAGGUGAUGAUGGAAAUCCCUACGAAAACCGGGAGUGUGAUCAUGUCAACAUGGACGUUGUACCGUACUUGAGUAUCGGCACAAAGCAGAACAAACCAAAUCCUGAUGAAGAGUCUGGAGAAGGUCCAGGUUGGAGUCGACAGAGAGGAAAAUUCAUCAGGAUCUCCACCUGGCCUCCGACUGCAGCUCAGUGGCAGGCAAGACGCAAGGCCAAAGAGGAGGAAGAGGGAGCUGAUGAGUUCACUGUUUGGACUCAGAUUGUAACUACAAAGCUCUCAGAAGAUGUGAAGAUGAUGAUGGAGCAUCCCAGCAGCUCUAACCGGUGUGAAGACGAGGACACAAACAUAAAUCUGAGUCUUUCAGACAGCUUCAAACCACUGGAGACUCCUGUCUGCGCAUCGGAGGGGGAAGAAACGAACUUGGAUCCAGAUUCUGCAACACAGACAGACAUCUGGGUCAGCACCGGCGAAGAGCUGAAGUCCGAGGAACAUCCGGCACAGAAGAAGAGAGAGGCAGAUGUGAGGCAGGACCAGAAGCGGCCUGCGAUCGUCAAACAGAGGGCAGAAAACAGAGCCGCUGCUGGGGCGAAGGCGCCCUCUGGUGGCGCUUCUCCAGAUGACGAAACUCUGCUGUCAGGGAAUGAAUACGCCUUCAUGGACCUGCUUCAUGAAGUGGUUCAGAACAACGGCCGCUGGACGAGAGAGAGGUGGAAACAGAAUAAUGUUAACAAGCAGCGGCGAUGAAAUCAGAUUCAACAAUUCACUCUUUGCAGAUUAUCCUGUCAGAGUGGAUUAUUAGUUUAGACAACAGGAGAGACAAGAGAGCUUAUUAAAGUUAAAAUAUUCACUUCAUAAUUAUACAAAAUGCUUUUUUUUUCUUCCAUUUGGG